Messenger RNA from Pogoniulus pusillus (Red-fronted tinkerbird), 1167 nucleotides. Its product is annotated as thyrotropin-releasing hormone receptor-like. Gene Ontology annotation, molecular function: thyrotropin-releasing hormone receptor activity. The transcript is spliced from 2 exons. Gene Ontology annotation, cellular component: membrane. Lineage: Eukaryota; Metazoa; Chordata; Aves; Piciformes; Lybiidae. Gene Ontology annotation, biological process: phospholipase C-activating G protein-coupled receptor signaling pathway. The coding region runs from base 1 to 1167 and encodes 388 amino acids. The record is from RefSeq and is a predicted model, not a curated record.
AUGGAGAACGGCUCGGCCAGCUCGGGAGUGGCGCUGGGCACUAGCAGCAACCAGACUCUGAGCAGGAUGCCUCGGCAGCCUCUGGAGUUGCAGGUGGCCACCAUCCUGCUGGUGCUGCUCAUUUGCGGGGUGGGCAUCGCGGGUAACGUGAUGGUCGUGCUGGUGGUGCUGCGCAGCAAGCACAUGGUGACCCCCACCAACUGCUACCUGGUGAGCCUGGCCGUGGCCGACCUCAUCGUGCUGCUGGCGGCUGGGCUGCCCAACAUCUCGGACGUGAUGGCUUCUUGGGUGUACGGCUACGCCGGCUGCCUCUGCAUCACCUAUUUGCAGUACCUGGGCAUCAACACCUCCGCCUGGUCCAUCGCCGCCUUCUCGGUGGAGCGUUACAUCGCCAUCUGCCAUGCCCUCAGGGCGCAGCUGCUGUGCACCGUGUCCCGUGCCAGGCGCAUCAUCUCCUCGCUCUGGCUCUUCACCUCCUUCUACUGCCUCAUGUGGUUCUUCCUGGUGGACACGACCCAGGUCACCUUCUCGGACGGGACACAGGUCAGCUGUGGCUACCGAGUCUCUAGAAGCCUUUACAUGCCCAUUUACUUCUUGGACUUUGCUGUCUUCUAUGUCAUCCCUCUGGGUCUGGCAACUGUCCUCUACGGCCUCAUUGCCCGCAUCCUCUUCAUGAGCCCUCUCCCUGCCACCCCUCAGCACUCCUGCCUGGGCUCCGUGCACCAGGGUGGAUCCCUCAAGCUUUCCUGCCUGGGCAACAAGGGGGCACUCAGCUCCCGCAAGCAGGUGACCAAGAUGCUGGCGGUCGUGGUGGUCCUCUUCGCCCUCCUGUGGCUGCCUUAUCGCACACUGGUGGUGGUGAACUCCUUCGUGGACCCUCCCUACCUGAACAUCUGGUUCCUCCUCUUCUGCCGCUUGUGCAUCUACCUGAACAGUGCCAUCAACCCCAUCAUCUACAACCUCAUGUCACACAAGUUCAGGGCUGCCUUCAGGAAGCUCUGCAGGUGUGACAAGCAGAGCGCCGAGCAGGUGGCGCUGCACGCUGCCCCCGUGCACUACAGCAGGGUGAAGGACACUGCUCGCUACAGCUCUGACCACACUGGCACCCAGCAAGAGGAUCUGAACAGUCUCCCUGCACCUCUCAAGAGGAACAAGCCUGCCAGAUAA